Messenger RNA from Anolis carolinensis (green anole), 9479 nucleotides. It is a transcript of the gene sufu, whose product is annotated as SUFU negative regulator of hedgehog signaling. Gene Ontology annotation, cellular component: cytoplasm; nucleus. The transcript is spliced from 12 exons. NCBI's taxonomy places the organism in Eukaryota, Metazoa, Chordata, Lepidosauria, Squamata, Anolidae. The record is from RefSeq and is a predicted model, not a curated record. Gene Ontology annotation, molecular function: transcription factor binding. The coding region runs from base 198 to 1634 and encodes 478 amino acids.
GCCGGACUUUCGCUGCGUCGCGAUUGGCGGAGCCGCUUGCCCAUCAAAGCCGCGGGAGCAAGAAGGAGUGGGGUGGCGAUUGAGAGCGCGUCUCCUGCUUGGGGUCUCUGAGGGGAGUCUGGAGCCUCCAUUGGGCCUCCGCUUCCGUGGAGGAGGCUGAGGCUGAGGCGGGCGCUCUCUCCCUCCCUCCUUCCCUCAUGGAGACCUCAUCCUCUGCCGCCUCUGCCGCCUCGGGGCCCACGCCGGGCCCUUUCCCCCCGCUCUUCCCGCCGGGGCUGCACGGGAUCUACGGCGAGUGCCGGCGCCUCUACCCGGAGCAGCCCAACCCGCUGCAAGUCACCGCCAUCCUCAAGUACUGGUUGGGUGGACCAGAUCCUUUGGACUAUGUCAGUAUGUAUAGAAGUUUAGGGAGUCCAACCGAAAAUGUUCCUGAGCAUUGGCACUAUGUAAGCUUUGGAUUAAGCGAUCUAUAUGGUGACAACAGAGUGCACGAAUUCACUGGACCAGAUGGCCCAAGUGGCUUUGGAUUUGAACUGACAUUCCGACUUAAACGUGAAACUGGGGAAUCCGCACCACCAACUUGGCCGGCAGAGUUGAUGCAAGGCUUAGCCAGAUAUGUUUUCCAAUCAGAAAAUACAUUUUGUAGCGGUGAUCAUGUAUCAUGGCACAGUCCAUUGGACAACAGUGAGUCUAGGAUCCAGCAUAUGCUUCUGACUGAAGAUCCCCAAAUGCAGCCGGUUCAGACACCAUUUGGGGUUGUUACAUUUCUGCAGAUUGUUGGGGUCUGCACUGAGGAACUUCAUGCAGCGCAACAGUGGAAUGGGCAGGGCAUAUUAGAACUUCUGCGGACAGUUCCUGUAGCUGGGGGCCCAUGGUUAAUAACAGAUAUGCGACGUGGAGAGACAAUAUUUGAAAUAGACCCACAUCUGCAACAGGACAGAGUUGAUAAAGGGAUUGAGACAGACGGCUCAAACCUGAGUGGUGUCAGUGCUAAAUGUGCCUGGGAUGAUCUCAGCCGUCCACCAGAAGAUGAUGAAGACAGUAGAAGUAUCUGCAUUGGCUCACAUCCCCGGCGAUUGUCAGGGAAAGAUACAGAACAGAUCCGAGAAACUCUGCGAAGGGGGCUUGAGAUUAACAGCAAGCCUAUUCUGCCACCAAUUAAUACUCAGAGACAGAAUGGGCUGAACAAUGACAGAGCACCAAGUCGCAAAGAUAGUCUAGAAAGUGAAAGCUCUGCAGCAAUUAUUCCUCAUGAGCUGAUUCGCACAAGGCAGCUCGAGAGUGUGCAUCUAAAGUUUAAUCAGGAAUCAGGAGCAUUAAUUCCACUUUGUUUAAGAGGCAGAUUAUUACAUGGACGGCACUUUACAUACAAAAGUAUUACAGGGGACACAGCAAUCACUUUUGUAUCAACAGGAGUUGAAGGAGCCUUUGCUACGGAGGAGCAUCCCUAUGCGGCACAUGGACCCUGGUUACAAAUCCUGCUGACUGAAGAGUUUGUGGAAAGAAUGCUGGAAGACUUAGAAGACCUGAAUUCUCCAGAGGAGUUCAAACUCCCAAAGGAAUAUAGUUGGCCUGAAAAGAAACUGAAAGUCUCCAUCUUGCCUGAUGCUGUAUUUGACAACCCGCUCCAUUAAAGCCAACUGACACAGGCAAGCAGCAACUUAACUUUAUGCUGCCCAGUGACUCAUGGGAUAAUUUAGUACAGCGAAAGCUCUUCCUGGAAAUGAGAAACGUUGCUGCAUAACCACUGCAAGCCGAGGAGGAGUUACCUAACAGUAGUCCAGCCAGAACUGAACUCUUCUGGUACACCUGGCAUUCUCCUUUUGCAUCUUGGCUGAACUCUGAAUACCCUGCGAAUGAAUGAGUGUGAGAGUGAAACAAAGAGAGAAAAGUAUUUAACUAUGAAAAGUAGUUGUAAGAAUUCUUUCCCUAUUUUGACUAGCUCCAGAGCUCCCUGCAGCUUUAGCUCAGGGUUCAUGUGUCUUGUCUACCUUUGUUUGAAUCACAUAUUUUUCAGAUGUAAACACAUAUUCUGGUAACUAGAUGUGUUUUUGUAUCUUCAAAAUUCUUUUGGCUAUCUAAGCUUCUCUUUUAUUGUAACUCCCUUUUACUCUGGAAAGGCUAUGUCCUCCCUUGCUUGGCCGCACACAUUCACACAUCAUGAUCAUCUAUGAGAGACUGAAUUCAGGUGAAUCAUAGUCAACUGGUUGCAACCAUGUCCCAAAAAUCACGUGGCCUUACAGCCCAGAUAAUGCAAGUACCUUACAGCCCAGAUAAUGCAAGCCUAAAUAUGUGCUUACUACUUUGAUCAUAUUUGUGAAUAGUGUAAUCCCGAAACAGAAGUUCUUUGAAACUCAAGUGUGUGGUUAUUUACUUGGAAGAAGUGAAUCUUGUGGGUUCUACUAUCUAGACCAGUGGUUCCCAACCUUUGGUCCUCCAGGUGUUUUGGACUUCAGCUCCCACAAUUCCUAACAGCUGGUAAACUGGCUGGGAAUUCUGAGAGUUGAAGUUCAAAACAACUGAAGGUUGGGAACCACUGAUCAAGACAGUGUGGGUUAGAUUGCAAUUUUAAAUUUCUCUUUCACUGUUUUCUGGGGGCAAUAGACCAAAUCAGUGUUUCUCAAACCGUGCUCCUCCGGGUGUUUUGGUCUUCAGCUCCCAAAAAUCACAGCCAGCUUACCAACUGUUAGGAAUUGUGGGAGCUGAAGUCCAAAACAUCUGGAGGAGCACAGUUUGAGAACCACUGGACCAAACAAACCCAGGCUUCUUGUGAUAAGCUCAACAUAAAGAGCCUUUUGUUUGAUGUCUAGUAAAAGGGACAAAUAAAGAGGGUUAAUGAGAAUUAAAGGGUUUUCUCUUUGGACAUAAAAAACUACUGAAUGAGUUGGUAGUUUGUUUGAUUUAUUAGUUUUGAUAGAACCACCUUUUGAUCAAAAUUCCUGAAACUUCUUUGUGAUGGUUCUUGCAGACUUUUUGCUUGUUUCAGAUCGCAGAGAGCCCACUGUGAAGCAAUUCAUGAGCUGAGCUGAGAGAUGCAUGUUGUCCUGUCUUUCCAUAUUGCUGCUGAAGUAAUAUUUUGGCUUUUUAUUUAUGUCUUGAAUAUAUUCUAAUAGAUAUUGAAUUAGGCAGUUCUGGAAUGCCUUGGGAAUCAUGCAUUAUCUAGUCCUACAGAUGGAAGGUGAACAGUUGCAGCCUAAUUUUGUGACAGCUACACUAUGCUUCUUACAAAAUGUGACAAUAUGCUAUAGAGAGUUAGACUAACGUCUAAGGACAGGGAAGAAGUAACAUCUCCUUAGCUCACUAGAAACAAAGUAGAAAUCUUACACCUUGAAACUAACUUCUGGAUGACAAAUGCAUUUGUGUAACGAAAUACCUCUAUUCUCUCCCGAUCUAUUUCUUGACAAGGAAGAAGUUCUUCAGCUGACCUAUCAUUCUAAAUACUGGGUCCCUCUUGGUGUUAACUAAAGUUUUAUUUUCUGAAAAAAAUAUAAAAGGUGAGAGGAGCCAUAAAGAAGAAAAUAUUUUCCAACACUGGUCUUCCAAAGCCAUAAUCCUGACCCAAGAUGGCAGCUUUUCUUACCGUUUUUUAAAUAGGAAAGCUAAUUCCAGACUCCACGUGUUCUGUUAUCCUCAUGUGGAACUUAAAGUCCGGCGCAGAAUCUUGUUAAUCAAAAUAAAUGCAUUCUAUGCAGCUUCUAUGUAACUGACAUACAUUCCCUUUAAAUGAGUAGAUAUGUGAUGAUGAUUUAAGUACAGAGAAUGGAUACUGUGGGGAGCAUGAUGGGGAGCCAGUGUGUGAUGUUAGCAACCUAUAGAAUCUGUGUGGUCCAAACCCAUUUUUUACCCUUGGGAUACCCACAAAGUACCUGGAAGAUCCCCCCCCCCCCCCCCCCCCCAAAAAAAAAUCACUCAAAAUUUCCCAAACCACUACAAAUAUGCAUCCAACUGAAGCAGGUUGUAUUUUUUACCAAACAAAAAUUGUACAAAACUAAAACUAACACAAAACAGGAAGUGACUUGACUUCCAGUUUUACUUUAGCCUUAUGUUCAGGGUCAGACUGUCCCAUCAGGGGUACAGGUGUGAAAGUUGAUCCCUAGCUCCAAGAAGGGUUUUUUGCAUUGUCAUAUUGCAGGAGUCUUCACAAUUCACGUAGUAAUUUGAGGGUAACACAGAAUUCUAGUUUGUCUUCUGUAUAUGGAUCACAAAGAAAAAAAGGCUUUACAUUCUAGAAUAGUUGUGUCAGUUACGCUUUUUGUACUGUGAAGAACACAGUCCAGGUUUGUGUGCUGACAAAGCACAAACAGUUCAGUACACUGUAUGGAAAUCCAGAUGGGGUCCUUCUUUAUAAGAGAAACAUUUUAGAAUUCACUUGGUGUAUUGUUAUUCAAAUGUUGCUGCCAGAUAUGUUCACAAUGAUAUCCUAGCUUUCCAGCAGCAGCUGAAAUGGUAUAUCUGUUUAUUUACUGUUGUUCUACAGAUUGUAAUGACAUCAUAAUUAAUUUGCAUAGAUGGCUGCCCUAUCAGAAAGUAGAUGAAGUUAGAGCCUUUUAUCCCUGGAGUUUAAAAUAGAUAUAGGACUUAUUUCAUAAGAAUGUGAGAGCUCUAUGCUAGAGCAGGUCAAAGGAAUUUCAAAUCUAGCAUCCUGUUCCCACAGUGGCAAAGUAGAUGCCUCUGGGAAGCCCACAAGGGCAGUAGUACAUUCCCACUAAUAUUUUCCAAAAACUGGUGUUCAGGCGGCAUAGAGUAUUAGAAAUAAUGUCAUCAGACUGUUACAGUUCGUCAUGUAAGCCCUUAGGUAGAAUUUCUAGAGACUGAGUUAUCCAGUGCAGUAUUAUUUCCUAGAACAGUACUAGUCCCUGAGCCAUUGCCUGCUGGAUCCUGGCAUGUUUACAGGACAGAAAGAAACAAUUAUACCCAGUGGACACAAUUUAGUGUUGGUCUGUGGCACGUUGGAAAAUAAUAAUUGUCAAUUCCAUGCCCAUAUUAGAUAGCCUGAGAAGCACUGGUCUAGUGCAUCUGAAGCAUUAAAGAAAGUAGGAUGGGAUCCUAGCUGUAACUUUAAGAUUGACUGAUCUAUUUUAGCAUAAGCUUUGCUUUAUAUUUAUGUGGAUAUGUUUUAUGGAUACUUUAGAUAAAUUGGUCUUAAAUAUGCUGCUAAGUUCCCUCCUCCUUUUUUCUCUCUUUCAUUUUUAUGCUCUGACAGACUAACAUGACUUUAAAAAAAUAAGGGUAUCUAAAGUUCAUCUUAGAAAUUUUGCAGUUCAUGAUACAAAAUGCUAACCUGGAAUUUCAAAACCCUGUGGGUUCAGAAAGGAUCUGUGAAUUAGAAUCAGUGUUUUGUCCUGCAUGCACAUUCCUUUGGAGGGGAAACAUGUCCUCCAGCCUCUAUUUAUUUAAAGUUAAAAUGAGUUGUCUCAUAUGACUUGAGAAACCAUUCAGCAUUCAUAUCUGCUUGGAACUGUCCACAAAUUAUUGCCUAGAUGUAUAUUUGUUUAAUCAGUAACAGUUUGUGGCAGUUACUGCUGAAAAUUCUUGUCGGCUCUCUAGAGGACUUAAUGGAAUUGGGCUUAGUCUCUCAACUUUUUACUGGAGACAAAUACAUUUCAUGGGCCAGUCGUGCUGACCAUUUGCCUCACCGCGGCAAGAUGAGACAGGAAGGAUUCACCUUGCACUUUUGUUCUCUCCUUGUUACUCAGUGAAAUGGUAGUUUGCAGAGAAUUGGAGCUUUGGCUGCUUUUCAGUUGGUUUGCACCUGCUGUUUAAUCCCUCAAGCACCUGGAGUUGUAAACACCAGUUCUGGGUUGCUGCAACAAUUAUUAACUUUCAGUGCAGCUGUUCUGCCAGCCAUUUGCCGGAAUAGUGCUCGCCUAGCCAUUAGACCAAAUGUAACAAAAGGACCAUUCUGAAGGCUUCCGACCUAAACGUGAAGGCAAGAUACAGGAAGCAGUAGACUUUUCAAGUGGAAGGCUUGCUAUAGGUGAGAGAAUAGGGAUUUCAUUGUUCUUCAAGCAUCUGGCCCAACCUAAUGUUAUACUCAGGAAUUGCACCCCAUGAACAUUGUAUGGAUUUUUAUAAUAGAACAAACUUUAGUAUAACCCCCUUGUGUUUCUCUUAUCCGAUCAUGGUGCUAACAUUCAUAGAGUCUAAGCAAAAAUGGGAACCACUCUGGUCUUCAAAGUCUGGUUUAUCAAGUUGCUGCCACACUAAUGUUUCAAAGAUUAAAUGAGGAGUGGUGGUGAGAAAAAAUAUUAUUUCUUAGUUUGAAGCAAAAGGAGAAUUGCAGAGUCAUGAUUAGCUGGAUAUUGGUGACAGUCUCAAAACAUCCUUUCCAUUCCAUAGUUUUUCAGCUUUGAAAUGAACAACCAUAUUACUUUGAAGAGUAAUAAAAUCAUGUAAAUCUUGCAUUAUUUAAAUGUCUAGUGCUACAUUAAGCAGCACUCUAAACAUAAUCCUUGUCUCCAAUAGGGGACAACCCAACAGAAACAGUGAAAGGGGAAAUUAGGAGGAAGUUAGCAUUUAUGUUCAAGGAAUGUUUAUGCUUCUGAUGAAAAGGUGGAGGAUAGACUGACUUAGUCUAAGGAGGGCAAAAAUGUGGUGGCCUUUGAUUUUAUGCAUCUCUCUGUACACCUUUUAUGCAUCUCUCUGUACACAUCGAGCUGGACUUUGCCUCUGGAUUGGAUCGUGAAUAGUAUUUCUGUAUCUAAUCCUUUGCAGAUCAUAGAGCAGAAUGUGGUCUCAUGAAGCUCUGUCAUCUCUCACCUUUCAGAUCUCAUGUUCAGCUGCAGCAGUAAAAGGUGUGCAGAGGAGCACCCAGUUCUGUUUUUGUUGCAGCCCCUCCACACCCUUUCUCUGUCUCUAGCAGCACAAAACUGAGGAAUGACAAUCACUGUUGAAUGUUGGGGUUGGAAGUAGAGGGAGGAUAAAUACCUAAGCUUCAUUUGACAGAACUUCACAGUACCUUGUCCUGCUCAAAUAUGUGUUAAAGCUUAAAGUUACAGGAACUGCAUCAAGCAUCUGGUCUGGCAACCCUAGCCUUUUCAUCAAGACAAGAUAGAUAGUGGUUAGAGAUGUUGUAUAUGCACUAUAAGCCUCUGAAGCAUGAUUUGCAUUGCUAAACUGGAAGUCCCCUUUCACACUGCCCUAUAUCCCAGGAUUUGAUCCCUGAUAAACUGCUUUAAACUGGAUUAUAUGAGUCCCUGCUGCCAGAUAACCUAGGAUAAACAGAUAACCUGGGAUCAGAUCCUGGAAUAUAAGGACAGUGUGGAAGGAGCCUAAGUUACUUAUAUGGCAAAUGAGAGCCUCACUUUGACAUCUGCAAGGGUGCCAAUAGAGUUCAGUUGCUCUGUAAUUCUUAUCCCAGAUAACUCAGCUUUCCCAGCAGCAGGGGAAAAGCCAUGAACUGCUUUGUAGGGGAAUCAUUUACACAUGAUCUAUAUACAUAAAAGCAAAAGAAGAUUUAGGUAAAUGUAUUUGCAGAAAGUUUUAGUGACUUAAGGCAAAAUAUGUGUUCAUGUUUAAUGUUUCUCCCUGACAUUACCACCAUGGUUAUUUAUAGGGAAAGGAAGAAUGCUUCAUAUUUUAGCAAAAUUGUGUUACUAGGAGGUUUCCUUUCCCAUCUCUGUUCUGUCUUUUUCAAACCCUUCUUUGUUGGCCAUUCAAAAUGCCAGAAAGAAAAUGAGCCUGUAGCUGAUGUAAGUUUUAAAAGGAUCCGUAGGCUGACCUACCUCUCAGGCAAUUAACCUAUGGGCAUUAGGCACUUUGCUGCUUUUUCAUUUAAUAUACAGUUCUUUUUUUUUUUACCCUUCUCAAAUAGCUUACAGACCAUAAAGUCAUAGUAAGUGGUACAUUAGCUUUGUAGUAUCAUUCCAAGGCUGUCAUAAAGGUGUGCCUUUCCUUCUUUAAGCCAGUCAGCUAAUAAGGUGUUUGAGUUCGUAUUUGGGGGGGGGGAGGGUGCUCUCUCCAUCUACCUGCUUUUAGAGUCACACUGCUGAAAUGUGAACUCUUCCAGAGCAGAAUGACACAGUGAAUGCUAGUGUGGGUAAAUGCCUUAAAAACUCAUCAAAUGCAUUUUAAUUUCUGAAAGCUAAUUUGUUUAAAAGCUCAAACAGGAAUUUUCUUGCCAGCUGACUGGCUUUACAAACACUUCUCUCUUUUUCUCUCUCUCUGCUCCCCUUCCCCCUCGGCCUGAUUCUUCCCUUCCUUUUUUCCAAGUGAGGAUGAAAAUCAACAUGUCUACUGUUGUUUUCUUCCCUGGGGUCCUAAUGGCAAAGGUCUGCAUUCAUCACAGGGCUUCUGCAUAAUGGAGGGAGGGGAUACCAAUCUUGUGUGAGCCCUGUUCAUGGUGUAUUUUAUAACAGAGCAAGCUCUGCAGUAUGCAGAGAUGGCCACAGCUCAGUCCUGGUUAAUAUUCUGGAGAAACACAGGAGUGUCACAAGGCCGAUUGGCUCAGGUUUAAGCUGAAUAUCCUUUUCACCAGUUCCCUUUCACUAGUUUCCCUUUCAAUGAUACUGAACAGAAUCUCAAUUCUGAAUAAAAACCUACCUUAGGGAAAGCGAAACCUAUUAAAGUGAUAAAACCAAGGAGUUAAUUCAAAAGAUCCUGUGAUCUGAUUGCUGAUGAAUGACAGUCUGAGACUUGGCUGUUCUGGAAUCACAAUUUACUUUUUAAUAGUUUUAGAAUGUCAUUGUGGAAAGGGUGGGAGGACACCUAAAAGCCAAGAGCUUCACGACUUUUCUUCUUUUCAUAGGAGUUUUCCGUUUACUGGGUCCUUGGCGGAGAGUUUAAGAGUGCAGCAUUGAUGUUCAGUUCUAGUAGGUCUGAAUGUCACUGCCUCUAAAAAAGUCAAAUUAGGUCUUUAAAGGAAUAAAUGGAAAUUAUGUCACACUACAAAUGGAAGAGGGAUCACUUUUCUAACUGAAACUGUUUAAUCUCCAACCAAACAAGAGUUCACUAUUAAAGGAAAGGGGUCAGUUUGCUUCCUUUUUUUUCAAGGGGUUGAAUGCUUGUGAAUUAUUUCUAUAUUUUGGAUGGUUUUAGUGAUAGAAAAUGUUGAAUAUGUUUGUUUUUGCUGUGGAGGGCCCUGAUCUGGACCUGUUCGGUUUUUUAAAUAAUGACUGCUGAUGCUUCUUUGAUAAGCUUCAGCCGAGAUGAACCUUUUUGUAGUUCAUCUGUGUGUGAGUAUGCGUGUGUUUCUACAAAAAUGGUAAGGACACUGCAGAAGGUGUCUCAAAAUGGUUUGCCGUUCCUGCAUUGAGAUUUUCAGUACUUUGUAGUAUAUCCUUUUUCUACCAAAAGAACAAUGGAAACCUAAACUAGCAGAGGUUUUUAAAAUAUUUUAUAUUAGUUUCUAGUGUAUAUUCUUACAUUAUUACAGUGCUGGUGUGCUUACCUGCACAAAACUACGUUUUGUAAUAUUUUUGUGAAUCACAAAGCUUUGUUUCCCUCCUGUGUAUUCAAAGUGCAUUAAACUUGUUUGCAUA